This is a messenger RNA of Podarcis lilfordi (Lilford's wall lizard), 2419 nucleotides long. The record is from the annotation of a GenBank genome assembly. Lineage: Eukaryota; Metazoa; Chordata; Lepidosauria; Squamata; Lacertidae.
AUGCUGGCACGGACGUCAAGGAACCAAACACUCAUCAUCAGAGCUCAGAAGGUCAAUUCCACUGGAGGACCGGUUCCUGAAUUGUUCAUCAAUGACUGCUACUCUCUUGCCAGGGUAAGUCGCUGUUACACAAGGCACAGCGGUCUCUUAAGCCACAUGUUCUGGGUUCCGCAGAGAAAGCACCUGGGCUUUCUGCUCCCCAGCCCUGCCCUGUGGGCAUCUCUGACCUUCCUCUCUUGCUUCAGGUCUUUGGCGCCUUUCUCCCUGCGGAGCAGCUCUUGGAGGCCAUGUGCUUCCUGGCCAGCAACAUGGUUCUUGAGAGCAGCUUCGACCCCUUGGACAUCUCCCACCUGCUGCAAGAGUUCAUCAAGCAGUUUAGCGGCAAAGCAGUAGAGGUAAGGUGUCUUCAAAGGUAGGAGAGAAGAAGAAUCUCCGCUUUGGUGUAGGGGAGGCAACCUAAUGCCAUUGGGUGGCCAGGACUCAUGUUUGUUGAGAGGGCCCUGGCAAUGUCAGGACAAGAAGCUCAGCCAAGGGUCCUGAGAAACAUGGGUUCAGGAAUGGGGAAUCCUCCUCCUCCUGGGAGCAGACUGGUAAGCUUUUCUCUUGGCUCACAAUGGAGAGGGGAACUGGUUCCCUGGAGCUGCCUGUGUCCAAUACUCCCAAGGACCCUGAUUGGUACCUUUGAAGGAAGAUGGCUGUGGUGGCACAGGUCAAGGGUCCCUCUUUCUAUGAGGGAUGGAGGGAUCCGCCUGCAGACAGCCCCGCUUCCUUGUACUCUCCAAGCAACCUUCUCCUUUUCUCUGACAGGUGGAGGUGCUGCUGGAGGCCUUCUACAAAAUCACCCAGGGGCCUACAGUGGAGGGCAGAAACAUGGCCGUCUUCACAUUCUCCAUCUUGUCACAGCACCACCUGGUGAAAGUGGUUGAAUACCUCCUCCAGUUUCCCUUCGGGUAUGGAGCCCUCCAGGUUCUACUGGGCUAAGGGGAAGGUUGGCAAGCUGCAGGGCUUGCUCAGAAAGCCCUUGCUGCCAUUUCCUCUCUCUGGAGCAUGGCAGCAAGCAGAAGACUUGAAUCUGACCAUUGCUCUUGUUUUUGCAUUCACAGAGACUGCGAGAGAGUAUGGAAGGAGGUUUUGGAAUCGGCCAACCAAGAACAACUGCUCCAUCUCAUGGCUGAGCAGCUUUACCAAAGCCCCUUGGCAGAAUCUGCCACCCAAGUGGUAAGAACGAACCACCUGCUUUCUGGCUUCCUUCUUCCCAGGGUAGUAUCGAGGGGUUUCUGUAUUCUGCAGAAAAGCAGGGAAAGUGACUUGCACCUCUCUCUUCUACAACAACAUCUCACCAGCCUGUUCCACGCUAUCCUCAGGAUAGAGGAAUACAAGGCAGCUGUGCGCCGGAAUUUCCCACAGCUGCUGAUCGCUCUCCUGGGGAUGGUUGUCAACUUCCACUACGACCAGGAAUUCCUUGGGUGAGUAGUGUGUUGCAAAGGGGCCAAUGGAGUCGUUUUCCCUUCAGCCUCUGGGGGUUUCCAGUCCAACUUGGUUUUCUAGGUUUUCAGGCGGCUGCUAGGGAGGAAGGAUGGGGAAGGAAUGUGAGUGUGUGGCAAUGACCCUCAUGGUAAAACUGGCCUUGCUUUGGUUACAGAGGGGCUAAGGAAGUUCUGUACCUCCUUCUCGGCACCACUGGAGAGGAAGUAGAGAUGGCCAUCAUAGACCAACUUUUCUGCCCGGAGAAUUUCAGCCAGGGGUUGUCUGCCAUGGUGAGGCAAGAGGAAGAACAGGGUGACCUUCCAAUGGUCUGGCAAACGGAGUUGAAGGCACAGGAUCGGACUGUGCCCCUGUUUGCUUCCUACGGUGUCUCUCCCCUCCUUACCAAUAUCUGCUUCUCCAUUUCAGAGCUGUCGGAAAGCGACGCUGGUGGAUCCCUCCCAUGGUAGAAAACAUCACUGCUGCUCUCGAGGACCAGGAGUUUGCCGGAAUGCCACAAGUAGCGGCAGCUAUCUACAUCGAGGUGAGGGGGACUGACGCGGGAGGAAAUGGGUGCAGCAAGGAGACCCUGGCUUGGUUUCUGCCGAGUGUUGGGCUUUGUGUUCUUCGGCUCCCUUUGUGUCCUUGGUUCCCCAACCAGCCUUCAUCAGAAUUUGGACCUUGCAGCUGUCUUUAGCUUCCAUAUUCUGUGGCUUUUGUCAAGGCUACUUUGAGCCUAAGGACUGUUGCCUGUUUUAGUGUUCCUCAGAGUAGACCCAUUGGAUUUGAUGUCCAUGACAAACAUGGGUCCAUUCACUUCAGUGGCUUUGCUCUGUGCAGAACUACAGAUGGUGGAUAAAAAGAGAACCUGCCUCAACCUCUCAUCACUGAAGAGUUUCUUUCUCUUUGGGCCUCUUUAGCUGCUCAGCUGCCGUCUGCAGAUCUAUGCCUGUGA